Molecule: messenger RNA, 1653 nt
Organism: Zasmidium cellare ATCC 36951
Lineage: Eukaryota; Fungi; Ascomycota; Dothideomycetes; Mycosphaerellales; Mycosphaerellaceae
Exons: 1
Coding region: 1-1653 (550 amino acids)
Biological process (GO): lipid metabolic process
Source: RefSeq, a predicted model, not a curated record
AUGCAACUCUUCCACCACCACAAUCGAAUGACGCGGAGGGACGAUGAGAGGCCGAGACCACCACCGAGACGGAGAGGACGUGUUUAUGAGGAGCCCGAGUAUGCGUAUACCGGAGAUCUGUAUCCAGGCUUGGGUCAAAGUCAGGUCAAUCUACCUGUGAUGCCGGCGACUCCACCCCCGCCGUACGACGCGUAUGAGAAUCAGUAUCUAGAAUCGAUGCCGGCGACAGCGAUGUAUCAACAGCCGUAUCAAGGAUCUGAGCAGUAUUUGCCGGUUCCCAAGAAGCAGGACAAGAGGUUGAGGAAGAAGUCGGCGUGGGCUUCGACUGUAGAUCUGUCGAGGAUGCGAGAAGAGACUCCGUAUAGACAACCACAAGGCUGGCAAAGCAGUGCCAACCUGGUCUCUUCCAGCCGAUUUGAUGACUGUCCCAUCGUCAGAUCGAUGAACCAGACAGCCGCUCUGUGCGACCAGGUUGCUGCCAGAGUCAACGAAGCGCUGGGACGAUUGGACCGCGAGUACGAGAACGAUGAUGAUGAGCUCGUCAAUGCGGCGAGAGAGCUGUCCCUCGCAGAGGUGCAAGCAACCGAGCAAGCGAAGAGCGGCUUCAUCGAUUUCAAAAAGACCUGGCAGUAUGGGAAUUCGCGACUUCCACCAUUCCUCCCGCCAAUGAAGCUCUACAUGGCUACUUGGCAGAUCGUAUGCAUGGCAGCUCAGGCGUCGAUGGAUGUGUACCGGAGGCCGAAGAGAGGAGAGCGUGAGGAUUAUGUUGAGGCGGAUUGGAGGCAUGGGACCAAGGCGAUGGUGAUCAAGAGUAGGCCUGUUGAUGACAAGAAUCUCAUUGUCCUGGCGAUACGCGGUAGCAAGUGGAACAUUGUCGACUGGGCUGUCAACUUUCGUCCUGCACCUUCCGAGCCGGUUGGUUUUCUGGACGACGAAGGGAAUGCAUGUCAUGCUGGCUUCUUGCAAGUCGCGAGGGCGAUGGUCUCGCCGAUUGCUGCGCGAUUAAGAUAUCUCCUGGAGCAGAAUCCAUCUCGGGCGUCCAGCUCACUGCUGUUGACCGGUCACUCGGCAGGUGGUGCUGUUGCCAGUCUCCUGUACAUGCACAUGAUGGCCACCAGCUUCGAGUCUGAACUCAACAUCCUCACGGGGUGCUUCAAGAGAGUGCAUUGCGUUACUUUUGGCACUCCUCCCCUGACAUUCUUGCCGCUGCAGAAGCCUGCUGGCCGACGGUAUGAGAGAAACGUCUUCAUGACGUUUGCAAACGAGGGCGAUCCAAUUGUCCGUGCCGAUAGACAGUACCUGAGCACCUUGACCAGGAUAAUCGCGGCGCCUUCACCCAUCUCGACUUCCAGCUCUUCUCAAGGCCUGCGGCAGAAAGUAUCCAGACAGGCGCUCAAGGCCAGCAAUCACGUAGGAAGCAGGAUCGUUCCAGUGCGCUGGGAAGUUCCUCCAGCCACGCUCUCCAAUGCUGGACGAAUGGUUCUGCUGAGGGAGAAGCCUGCGAAGCGCAACGUCGUUGAGGCGGUCCAGGUGACUGAUGAGGACCUCCGGGAGGUGGUCUUUGGUGACCCUGAGAUGCAUUAUAUGGAGCUGUAUAAGCGCAGAAUUGAUGAGCUUGCCAUCGCUGCCGUCACUGGUCGGGGUCUUGGGUGA